Dentiscutata heterogama is the source of this 321-nucleotide messenger RNA. The record is from the annotation of a GenBank genome assembly. NCBI's taxonomy places the organism in Eukaryota, Fungi, Glomeromycota, Glomeromycetes, Diversisporales, Gigasporaceae.
AUGAUACCAUUAUUGUGCCUUAACUACAUCGAAGCGGCUCGAGACGUUAAAGUCCGUCUUGAAGACGUAAAAACGAUUACUUUAUAUCGGGGGGAGCUAACAGCAGGGCAAAGGAAUAAUCCAAUUGAGCAAUUGCGUUGUGUCGGAGGCGAUGCAUGUCAUAUGUAUACGCCAGAUGUAAUACAAUGCACCAACACAGGCUCCGAUGGAUUAGAUGUGAAUUGGCGAUGUAAUGCUGAACUUCCUGACUAUUUGAAAUUUGGACCUGUAUGUUUUAUUAUAAGUGAAACUUCUCUAAAAGUACCCCAUACGAACGCGUAG